Molecule: messenger RNA, 765 nt
Organism: Zychaea mexicana
Lineage: Eukaryota; Fungi; Mucoromycota; Mucoromycetes; Mucorales; Lichtheimiaceae
Product: ribosomal protein L4/L1 family-domain-containing protein
Exons: 4
Coding region: 1-765 (254 amino acids)
Biological process (GO): translation
Cellular component (GO): ribosome
Molecular function (GO): structural constituent of ribosome
Source: RefSeq, a predicted model, not a curated record
AUGUCAUUUAUGAAGCCCAUUUCAUUGGCCUCAGCCAACGUGGCCAAGAUCACUGUACAAAAGCGCGCAUUGGCAACAGCAACCAACAUAACCCCUCAAGUUUCACCAUUUCCAAAACAUGUUGAAGCAUUCGUCCGCGAUUUCAAAACAAGUGAACCAUUAUCUAUUAUGAACCUCGAUCGAGAAGUUUUCGGUGCACCUUUACGACGAGAUAUUUUGCAGCGCGUGGUUAUAUGGCAACGGGACGGUAUGCGACAGGGCACGCAUUCAGCAAAGGGACGAUCGGAAGUUGCUGGCACUGGUAAAAAGGCAGCACCACAGAAGGGUCGAGGCAAAGCUCGUGUGGGUGACAUGAAGGCACCCCAUUUCCGAGGAGGUGGCGCUGCAUUUGGUCCCAAACCAAGGGAUCACAGCACGGAACUUCCACGCAAAGUACAAGUACUGGGUCUACGUGUGGCAUUAAGUACAAAGUACGCACAAGAUCAGCUGACUGUUGUGGACAGCCUGGAUGUGCUGGACAGCAAGAAGACGCGUGAAUUUAAUCACAUCCUGACGCAAACCCACGGCAACGACGAUGAGCCGUCGACCAUGUUGAUCGUCACCAAUGACUUUAAUGAGAACCUCGAGUUGGCUGCUCGCAACAUUCCCAGAUGUGAAGUUAUCUACGUGGAGGAGACAAACGUGCUGGACUUGCUGACCUAUGACAAGGUGGUCAUCGAAAAGAGUGCAGUGGAGACCUUGGAAUCUGUCUUAGGCUCAGCAUAG